This is a messenger RNA of Eupeodes corollae, 2178 nucleotides long. RefSeq lists its product as uncharacterized. The transcript is spliced from 4 exons. Lineage: Eukaryota; Metazoa; Arthropoda; Insecta; Diptera; Syrphidae. The coding region runs from base 1 to 2178 and encodes 725 amino acids. The record is from RefSeq and is a predicted model, not a curated record. Gene Ontology annotation, molecular function: nucleic acid binding.
AUGCUAUCCACAGCAGGAGUAGCAUCACCAGCUAUUCCAACUUUUGGACAAUUUCAGGUACAGUGCCCCGAGUCCUUUACAUUUUCUACGCCUUUGGAGUGGCCAAAAUGGAGAAGACGCUUUGAAAGAUUUAUGCGGGCAUCUGGGUUAAGCGGCAAAACAGAUGAAGAACAAGUCAACACCUUCAUAUACAUCAUGGGAAGCCAGGCAGAAGACAUUCUACUUUCCUUUGGAUUAACCGAUGGUGACUCGAAGAAGUUUUUAUUGGUUAUGGAGAAGUUUGACAAUUAUUUUGUUAUCCGCCGUAAUGUCAUUUAUGAACGCGCCAUGUUCAAUUCAAGGAAACAAGAAGAAGGUGAGCCGGUGGACACAUUUAUCACUUCGCUUUACGCAUUGGCCGAACACUGCAAUUUCGGUGCACUACAUGAUGAACUAAUACGUGACCGCAUUGUAGUUGGAGUAAGAGACCACAAACUAUCUGAAAAAUUGCAGAUGGACAAUGCUCUAACGCUCGAGAAAGCCGUUCAACAUGCGAGACAAAGCGAAGCCGUCAAGCGGCAGCUGCGUGACCUUGCGGGAGACAGUCAGGGAAAAGCUGUCGAUUUUGUCGCAUCAACAUCUAAAUCAAGCUACGAUCGACAUCAAAAACAAGUUCCAGUGACAGUAAACGUCAAGAUAUUCGUGCAUGGCGAUGUAGGUGGUGCGCAGAAAACAGUUAAGCAAGUUAUAGCCGAACCAGACAACAAUGCGGCAAACUUUCUCGGAGCUGUGUCAGCCAAUGUAACAUUCAACGAUGCCAAAAAUCGCAGCAAAAGAUGGUCAGCUGAGGUAGCUGUGAAUGAAUUCUACACUCCAGGUAAGGAUCUGAUAGCAGCAGAUGCACUUAGCCGCCAGCCUUUGCAUGUGAAAGAUAGCGAAAACAAGCUUGAAGAAGAAAUUUUCGCACACGUAAACCUGGUGAUCGCGCACAUUCCUGCAUCUGAUUUGAAAAUAGAAGAAAUCUGGACCGAACAGCAGCGCGAUUUAACUCUUAGCAAAAUCGCCUCCUAUACAUUGAAUGGGUGGCCAGAAAAAAACAAACUACCCAAUAUUUUGCAACCGUACUUUGCAGUUAGAGACGAAAUUGCCAACGAGAACGGUUUGCUUAUGCGUGGCUGCCGUCUCAUCAUACCUGCAUCGAUGCGACAAGACAUUCUCGGAAGACUUCAUGCUGGCCAUCAAGGAAUAACAAAGUGUCGAGCAAGAGCUCGUGAAUCUGUCUGGUGGCCAGGCCUUUCUACAGACAUUGCUGAGAUGAUCAACAGAUGCAGUGUUUGCAUCCAAGAAACAAAAGGAGUUAGAGAAAAAUUAAUGCCAUCGGACUUUCCAACACGUCCAUGGCAAAAGGUAGCUAUGGAUCUUUUCAAAUGCCAAAGGCGCUGUCCCCACUUUCCACAAAGCAACGGAUUCAUAGAGGCUGCAGUAAAAAUUGCCAAACUACAGCUCAAGAAAAACGCCGAUCCAUACAAAGCCUUGUUGGAAUAUCGUGCAAGCCCUUUAUCCAACGGCUACAGCCCAGCAGAACUUUUGAUGGGCCGCCGCAUCAGAUCAACACUACCUAUGGUGCCAAAACGCUACGAGUCAAAAGCAGUCGAUUACAAUGACUUAAAAAGAAAGGAGGAUGAUAGAAUAGAAAAACAAACACUAAACUUUAACAACAGACAUCGUGCCGUGCAGAAACAUGAUCUUAUUCCCGGAGAAUUUGUUUGGGUACGAGAUAAACGAGUGUGGGCUACAGUUCGUGAGAAGACCAAGCACCCUCGUUCUUACAUCAUCGAAACUCCGACAGGAAAACUACGUCGUAACAGCUUUCAUCUAACUCGAGCUCACCGAGCAGGAGAGAUAAUCGAUGAAACAGAAAAUGAUAUUCCAGACAUCACAACUCCAAUGAAAUUGCCAUCAGCUUCAUCGCCAGAGAAGACAUCAUCGCCGAUCACAUCAACGCAAUUCUCAACACCCUCUUCGUCACCUUCACAAUCAUCAGUACCAUCGUACGCGUCAGCAUCGUCAACUCAAUCGCCAUUAUCGUCAGCAUCGAUUCCUUCGUCUUCUGGGCCUACAAGUAGAAGUACCGAUAACCAAGGCUACCUGACUCGAUACGGCCGGCUAGUGAAACCUGUCGAUCGUUAUCAAUACUGA